AGUAAUGCACUUUCUCAGCCUUUUCGCUCAUGCCGUGCUGCUCUCGGUUUGGGCUAGUGCUCAGGAAACCGGGGAGGGUACUACUACACCUUCUUUUGAAGACCCUUCUAAAAACGACGAAUUUGAGAAAAGCAUCGAUCACAUACAACAUCCUGUAUGUUAUUGCGAUGACAAUGUUUAUCUUAAUCAAAGCUGCUUUGCUGACCUUAAAAGUGCAAUAGCUUCCGCGCAUCCUGAAAGUGUUAUAUACUUGAAGGGGACUUUCUACGUUCAUGAAAGUUUUAACGUUACCCGCAAUCUCAAUCUUUAUGGCGUCUUUUGCUCUUCGAAUUCAUCCGUUGUACCAAGGUUUAUUAGUUUCUUACGAAGCCAGGAAGAUGCCAACAAAACACAGAUUACGGAGGAACCUAUAUUUCGUCUAGCAAGUGACGGCUUUCAGACUGUUCGCUUAAGAAACUUGGAGUUUACAACUGUUGACAACAGUACACUUGGCCCGGCUAUCAAGGCGGAAAGACUAAACGGAAAAGAGCAUUGGACCUCCCUAGAUAUUCGCAACUGCUCCUUCAGUAAUUUUAUCAACCGCCUUAAUGGGUCCGCGAUCUCUUUAGACGUUGCUUAUCUCGUGCACAUUGAUAACCGCACAGUCUUCCAAAACAAUAAAGUUGAAGGUUUCUGUGACUGCUACGGCGGAGGCGCCUUGAGUGCCGAUUAUGUUUCGGACGCGUCUGUGCUUAAUAUUAGCGCAACAUUUAUUAAUAACGAGGCCAGAUUUAAGUACGACUGGGAAAGGAAACUGCUGGGCUCUGAGCAUUCCGAAGGCGGUGCAAUUUACUUUGCUUACGUUGACGGCCGUGUUAAUAUCGACGGAAACUUUUAUAACAACUCGGGCAACGACGGAGGAGCCAUAACCAUGACGACAGUCGACCAAGGCUACGUGGUUCUGGAAGGCCACUUUGAAAACAAUUCUGCGGUGGAUGGGGGAGCUGGUGCUCGCGGAGGAGUAAUCCGAAUCUUUAAUCUUUCUGGAACGCUCGAAUUAAAAGGAACUUAUAUCAAUAACACCGCCUUUGGGGCCACUGAAGACGCCGUGAAAACUUCGGCUAGAGGCGCCGUUUUCGCUGGAAAUUACUUGAUGCCCAAGUCCAAGGUGAUUGUGAACGGGAAUUUUACUGCUAACAAAACGGACAAACUAGGAACGAUAGUGAGCAUCUUGGGCUCUCGUAAGGAUCUGCGCAUCAACGGAGAAGUUAUAGUUAUGGGCUCCUCUCGGUUCAGUAACAAUACGGAAUUGGAUAGCAACGCAAACGCGAUCAUCUACAUUAGGGGAGCCGGAAAAGUAACCGAGCCCGAGUGGAAGGCCAAUAAGAAAAAAACAAUGAGGUUCAAAAGCUCAGGCUCUACUAAGACGGAAGCAAAUAUAGCUUAUUGCUGAUGAGAGCGGCGGGCUUGUGUUGGUCAAUAGUUGGUUAC
Messenger RNA from Zophobas morio, 1470 nucleotides. RefSeq lists its product as uncharacterized. NCBI's taxonomy places the organism in Eukaryota, Metazoa, Arthropoda, Insecta, Coleoptera, Tenebrionidae. The record is from RefSeq and is a predicted model, not a curated record. The coding region runs from base 5 to 1432 and encodes 475 amino acids. The transcript is spliced from 9 exons.